Molecule: messenger RNA, 1223 nt
Organism: Uloborus diversus
Lineage: Eukaryota; Metazoa; Arthropoda; Arachnida; Araneae; Uloboridae
Gene: mspo
Product: spondin-2-like
Exons: 5
Coding region: 83-1210 (375 amino acids)
Biological process (GO): cell adhesion
Cellular component (GO): extracellular matrix
Source: RefSeq, a predicted model, not a curated record
GCGUACGACUUCUUUUUUUAGGAAAGAAAAAGAUCCGGCGGGAAGUGAACUCUGGUUUAUUUCGUCUCUUCACUUAGCGAUCAUGUGGUUGUUAAUAUUGUGUCUGGCAGUCAUCGGUCCUUGUGUUGUCGCACGGUGUCCUCCCGAUGUUUUGGUUAUGUACCGCAUGGUUCUACACACAGAGUGGUCUGAAGAAAACUUUCCAAAACAGUAUCCCGAGUGGAGGCCACCAGCGCAGUGGUCAGUCGUCUUAGGUCGCAGUCACAACUCAAGUGGUGUCCUAUGGAAACUUGGUAAAAUAGCAUCAGAUUCAGUGAAGAUGUUUGUAGAAACAGGAAAAGCUGAAAUGCUCAUUCGUGAAGGGGCUGACCAAAAAAGAGGAAUUUUAACAGAAUUCUUCGCACCACCUAUAACAAAAGGGGUUGGAUCAACGGAAACAAAGUUUUUUGUUGAUGCGUCUCAUUCGAAGGUAUCAAUGAUAUGCCGUAUAGUACCAAGUCCUGACUGGUUUAUUGGAGUAGAUAGUUUCGAUUUGUGCAGGGAUGGUCGAUGGAUGGAUGCUGUUACACUUAACUUAGGACCAUUGGAUGGUGGAACCGACUCUGGUUACACAUUCACUUCUCCAAAGUGGGCCACAGAACCUCGAUCUAAUAUUGUGCCUAUCCGGUCUCGAACGCCUGAUCAUCCGGCUGGAUCUUUCUUUUAUCCUGAGCUAGACAGGCUUCCUCGGAUAGCUAAAGCUCGAUUUUUUAAGACGAAGGAAUUUUUUGUAUCAAAAAAGAUCUACAGUAAAAAUAGCCUGAUGGUGAAUUCUGACGCACCCUUCACAACACGUGCAAGUAUAGUCAGCCCUUUGAAUGAGCUUAAAAAAUAUGUAGCACAACAAAAAGGAAAGUUAAGAAAAGAAAAAAAGAGCAUUCGACCAGAAGUUGGAGCUUUUCGAUCAAAAGUAACAUCCACAACAAAAAGCAAAGCAAGAAGUUCUUUAAUUCAUCACCAAAAUCGACCAAAGCCCUGUCGAGUAAGUGAAUGGUCCGAGUGGGGUAGAUGUAGCAACACUUGUGGGUUUGGAGAACAAGUUCGGAAUCGAAAAGUGACACAUUACUCAUUGCGAGGAGGUCGCCCUUGCCCAGCGCUUCAGGAGUCAAAAUGGUGUCGGAGCAAUGAAACAUGUCGGAAUGAAACAGUUCUUUUUUUUCGAUGGCAGUGAAUAAAUCAUGUGA